Sarcophilus harrisii (Tasmanian devil) is the source of this 2385-nucleotide messenger RNA. RefSeq names its product cysteine rich secretory protein LCCL domain containing 2 (gene CRISPLD2). Bases 199 to 1692 code for a protein of 497 amino acids. Gene Ontology annotation, cellular component: extracellular region. The transcript has 15 exons. The record is from RefSeq and is a predicted model, not a curated record. Lineage: Eukaryota; Metazoa; Chordata; Mammalia; Dasyuromorphia; Dasyuridae.
AGGCGGCUGGGGCCGCUCCUCACUCGCAGCGGGCUGCUGAGACCUACGGGGCAUCCUCCGGCUCCGCUCAGUCGCAGCCCACCGGGAUCCUCCGCGCGGACCCACCGAGAGUCAGAGGCUCCGGGGAGGUCUAUUAAGGACAUUCUAACCACCUUCAAGGACUUCAAAACAGGAGCAUUGAAUUAUUGUGAUUAGACCAUGAGUCCCUCCCGGUUUUGUAUUGUCUUCCUGGGAUUAGCAGCUUUAAUAUGUCAAACACAGGGGUUUUUCCUGCCCAAUGCCACUCAUUUGGAGAAGUUUCUGAGCAAAUAUCAGGAUAACCAGCCUCAUUCGAGAGGAAAAAGAGCCAUUCCUAGGGCAGACAAGGAAGAGAUACUUAUGCUUCACAACAAACUGAGAGGUCAGGUCUACCCAUCAGCCUCAAACAUGGAAUAUAUGACCUGGGAUGAUGAGUUGGAAAGAUCAGCGGCAGCUUGGGCUCAUGAAUGUAUCUGGGAACAUGGACCUGCUACCCUCCUUGUGUCCAUUGGCCAGAACCUGGCAGUCCACUGGGGCAGGUAUCGUUCACCAGCAUUCCACGUCCAGUCAUGGUAUGACGAAGUCAAAGAUUACACAUAUCCUUACCCCCAUGAAUGUAAUCCUUGGUGUCCAGAGAGGUGCUCGGGACCUAUGUGCACUCAUUAUACCCAGAUAGUUUGGGCGACUACCAACAAGGUUGGCUGUGCUGUGAACACCUGCAGGAGGAUAAAUGUUUGGGGAGAUGUGUGGGAGAAUGCGAUCUAUCUCGUCUGCAAUUAUUCUCCAAAAGGAAAUUGGAUUGGAGAAGCUCCAUAUAGAAAUGGCCGGCCCUGCUCUGAAUGUCCACCCAGUUACGGUGGAGGCUGCAGGAAUAACCUCUGCUACCGUGAUGAGUCUUAUGUUCAGAAGCCUGAGACUGAAGAGACGAAUGAAGUAGAAAUGUCUCAGAUUCCUGAGGAGAAACCCAUAUGGAUCCAACCAAGGGUAACCAAACCCACCAAGCCCAAGAAAACCACUGCAAACAAUUAUAUGACACAAAUCAUCAAGUGUGAGACCAAAAUGAGAGACAAGUGUAAAGGAUCCACAUGUAAUAGAUAUCAGUGCCCAGCAGGCUGUUUCAACAACAAGGCAAACAUUUUUGGAACUCUUCUUUAUGAAAGUUCAUCAAGCAUAUGCCGUGCUGCCAUCCAUUUUGGUGUUAUAGAUGAUAAAGGAGGUCUGGUUGACAUCACCAGGAAGGGGAGAGUACCUUUUUUUGUGCGGUCUGAAAGGAAUGGCAUUGCAUCUUUAAGUAAAUUCAAAGCUUCAAACUCAUUCACGCUUUCUAAAGUAACAGUGCAAGACCUGGAUUGUUAUAGCACGGUUGCUGAGCUAUGUCAAUUUGAAAAGCCAAUGAAACAUUGCCCAAGAAUUCGUUGUCCAGCCCACUGUAAGAAUGAACCAUCAUAUUGGGCUCCGGUGUAUGGGACCAACAUUUAUGCAGAUACUUCAAGUAUCUGCAGGACUGCGGUGCACGCUGGAGUCAUCAAAGAUGAGACUGGGGGUUACGUGGAUGUGAUGCCUGUAGAUAAAAAGAAGAUUUAUGUUGCUUCGCUCAGAAAUGGGGUUCAGUCUGAAAGUUUGAAGACCCCUCGAGAUGGGAAGGCUUUCCGGAUCUUUGCAGUGAAGCAGUAAACUUCCAGAACCAAGGAAGAAGGGAUCUUCUUCACCAGAGUACUACGAUUUUGUUUUUGUUUUUGUUUUUGUUUUGUUUGUUAUGUGUUGUUUUUUUUUUUUUUUAUAAAUUGUGAGCGUUGGAAAAUUUACUUCUAGUGGCCUUUGAUGUGACAUCCAGGCUGAAUGAACCCUUCUUUUCCCAUUCAUCACCUUGGGAGAGAGCACCACCUCAUUUCCAUUGAGGAGCAGCAUUCUAGGGCAAGGCUUUCAGAGACAGGCUAUUUUUGACCUGGGCCAGGGGUUCUGAGACCCACUGCCCAAAGCCCUGUGCCAUUAUGCACAGGAAACAAGUGGCUGCCUGAGAUGAAUGAGAGAUUUUUUAAAACGCCAUUCUGAUACGUGGAGCUGGAGGGUUUUAUCUUCUUCAGAGAAGAAAAGAUUUUGACUGAAAAGUGCUCAGUUACAGAAUGGUUUGGGGAAAAGGUAUGUUAGGUGAUGGGCGUGUAGAAUUUAGUCAAGAAGGAUGGAUGGUAGAAGAUGUAAAAAUAAAUAAAAACCAUCCUUAAUAAUAAAGAAACAUGGGUUUAAUGUUUGCUGGUCAGACAAUUUAUAAGACAUGAGAAGACUAGGGGAGAAGGAAAAUAGAGAAUAAGGGCAUGAAUCUCUUGUCUUGGCACAUCUCCAAGUUAAUAAAAUUUGAGAUACACAGCA